Molecule: messenger RNA, 404 nt
Organism: Solanum dulcamara
Lineage: Eukaryota; Viridiplantae; Streptophyta; Magnoliopsida; Solanales; Solanaceae
Exons: 2
Coding region: 98-403 (101 amino acids)
Source: RefSeq, a predicted model, not a curated record
CACUAAAAAUCAACGAAUUCUUGUUUCUCCUGGUUCUGAUUCGUCUUGGAAAGGUUACGACGAAGUUAGAUCCAAACAUUGUAACGAUCCAACAGUGAUGAAUAAGCUACGUGAGAAAUUGAAGUCGAAAGCUACAGUUAAACAUGCACCCAAAGAAAUAGACAACAAGAUUGAAGGGGUUACAACACGCCCUAAUCUCCCAAAGGGAAUGAAAUACGUCAUCAAGAAGAUCCCGUCCCACCCAUUGAGAUUCGGAAUGGCAUAUAGGGCUAAUUUUCUUGAUGAUUUUGAAUCAUCAAUAGGUGGAAAUAUUGUUGUCAGAAGGCCAUGGAUGGUUGUGUUAGCGAUAACGACGAUCCAAAAAAAACUAGGAGAGACAUCUCUCCAAACCAAGGAGAACUGAU